AUGUACAUCGAGACAUCAUGGCCGCGUAGGCCUGGUGACAAUGCACGCUUGAACUCCCCCAUCUUGAAGAGUACCUCAUCAAACUGCUACCUGAGAUUCUACUAUCACAUGAAAGGAAAUCACAUUGGCAGCCUUCUAGUGCGCAAGCGGACAAGUUAUUACGCAGGUGGUUUAUCAAGUCCUCUGUUGAACGUGACAGGAGCUCAGGGCGAUUUCUGGUACCGUGCCUUAGUGCAAAUACAAUACAGUCAACAAGACUUUCAGUUUGUGAUUGAAGGAGUUCGUGGAAAUGGUUAUCAGGGUGAUAUAGCCAUUGAUGAUGUCUCUUUGACACCAGGC
Molecule: messenger RNA, 339 nt
Organism: Porites evermanni
Lineage: Eukaryota; Metazoa; Cnidaria; Anthozoa; Scleractinia; Poritidae
Source: the annotation of a GenBank genome assembly